AUGCUGUCCCUGCGCCGCGGCGAACGAAGCUGCUCGCAGGGCAACGAGCUCCGACCAGCUAUGCCGGACGCGUCGAGCACGACGUGCACCGACUACCCGCGCAGGCCACAGCGGCCGCACUCGCGCGACCGCUCAAAGCGGCUCUCCGACGAGAUCCGCCAGCAGGAGCUGCUCGAGAGGUUCCGAGUUCCUCUCAAGGUGGCCUUCGUCACCACGGCCUGCUUCGGUUGGAACAGCGCCUGUGUGUUUGCAAGGUCAUCGGACUCCUGGCUAUCGAGAAUACUCAGCCUUCCUACGUCAUCACAGCAAUGGACGAUGAAAGCGAUCCUGGGCUUCGCCCACGGCUCGAACGCACUGAGUGACGUCAUUCUAAUGGUGGGGCUAUACUGCGUGAGUAUCUUCAGUUACAUGAGUUGUCCUACUUGA
This is a messenger RNA of Dermacentor silvarum, 426 nucleotides long. RefSeq lists its product as uncharacterized. NCBI's taxonomy places the organism in Eukaryota, Metazoa, Arthropoda, Arachnida, Ixodida, Ixodidae. The record is from RefSeq and is a predicted model, not a curated record. The transcript has 3 exons. Bases 1 to 426 code for a protein of 141 amino acids.